This is a messenger RNA of Olea europaea var. sylvestris, 3047 nucleotides long. Its product is annotated as eukaryotic initiation factor 4A-15-like. Gene Ontology annotation, cellular component: cytoplasmic stress granule. Gene Ontology annotation, molecular function: RNA helicase activity; translation initiation factor activity; ATP binding. Gene Ontology annotation, biological process: cytoplasmic translational initiation. NCBI's taxonomy places the organism in Eukaryota, Viridiplantae, Streptophyta, Magnoliopsida, Lamiales, Oleaceae. The record is from RefSeq and is a predicted model, not a curated record. The transcript has 4 exons. The coding region runs from base 1362 to 2732 and encodes 456 amino acids.
CAGCCCUUUAGCACGACAGAAUUUGGGGGAUGGCAUGUUUUGAAUUUUGCCCUAGCCGCAAUUUUACGGGAAAGAGGGACGGUUUAGGGAAAUUAGAGCAAAAACAGGACAAGGCCAAACAUGAGACAGUCCUGUAUAAUAGGACCGCCUUCUUACCAAGUCCUAUGUUUGCCAACAAAUCACGUACCGAAAGCAGUUCUCACUACUACGUUUCUUCUCCAACUCCAAGGUUCAGAUCCGAGGAGUAAUUCUAAGCGUUCUUAUACAAGGAUUCUCAGUUUUUUGUUUCCUCAUUCAGAUUCAAAGGUUUGUUUUGCGAAAUGUUGUUUUCUGUCAUUUGUAAUUCAGAGUUUGCUUACAGUUUCACUGCAUAUUUGUAUUUGAUCUGUCAUGUUAGGAUAAAACUUGAUUUUAUUUGAAUAUGUAUAAUGCGUUAUGUGAAAACGAUGAAUAUGCGAAGAUAGAAGGCUUUAAAACAUUGAUAUGGUGUAGUUAUGAAGGCGUCGUUUUUCUGGGAUUGAUUUGUGGCACUUUUUGAAGCGGCAUCCUCAGUGAGAACUCUAAAUCGUUAAAAUAUCUGGGCUUUUUAGUUUGUGUGUUUCCUGAUCCUAAAUUUGGUGGCCCAGUUGAUACUACUAAAUUUUGAAUAUGCCAUUUUACAUAGCCAUGCAAUUUUCUUGCUGGAUGCUUAUGCUUAUGUACAUCGUGUCAGCUUAUUAGUUGACGUGGUUCAUUUGUGGUUAGUGGGAUUUCAAUGGAUUUUUUAUUUGUUAAUUAUUAAUUUUAAUUCCAAAACUUCUUAAAUACCUAUUUAAUUGUGGGAGGCUUGCUAAAUUUUGGGGGAGAUGAUAAAGAGGCAUCUGUUAUGGAGGAAUUUUGUCCUUGUUAGCAGAUAGUCACCAUCUGGAAUAUCUUCCCCAAACAUCACAACAGAAGUUUAAUGCUUGUGCUCCAUAUCACAUGGUGUUCAAGUUUGGCUCUUCUGUUACAUUUUCUACCCUGUUUUGAUUACAGUUACUGAAUGUGCCACUAUACAUGUAUGUUGUGUGGGCUUAUUAGUUGAUGUGGUUUAUACUCAUGAUAUUUCAUUGGUUGCAGAAUCCUUAUUAGAUUUUAAAUUGUUUAUUGUUUAUUCCAAAUCUUGAAUACCUAUGUCACCUUGUGGGAGGCGUGGUAAAGUUCGGGGAAGAUGGUGAAGAGGCUUCUGCUAUAGAGGAUUUUUCUUCUUGUUAUCAGAUAGCCACCUGCCAUCUGGAAUAUCUUCCCCAAACAUUGAAACCGAAGUUUAAUGCUUGUACUCCAUAAUACAUGGUUUUCAAGUUUGGCUCUUCUGUGACAUUUACCUUGACAAGGAGAAAGUCAUGCUCUUAUUCAUUGCCCAUAUUCUUCAAUUAAUUUUUCCUCAUUUACCCUUUUGCAAUUUGUUUGUAAAAAAUUCUUUCCUCAAUUGUGGAGAACUUGUUCGUCAAUAUAUCGAACACAUUGCAGUUAUGGCAGGUUUGGGGCUGGAAGGAUCACAAUUUGACACUCGUCAUUAUGAUGUGAAGAUGAGUGAAUUGCUUCAAGUUGAUGGACAAGAUUUCUUCACAUCAUAUGAUGAGGUCUAUGAAAGUUUUGAUGCUAUGGGUCUUCAAGAGAAUCUCCUCAGAGGGAUUUAUGCUUAUGGUUUUGAAAAGCCCUCUGCAAUACAGCAAAGAGGCAUUGUUCCAUUCUGCAAGGGACUCGAUGUUAUUCAGCAGGCUCAAUCUGGAACUGGAAAAACAGCUACUUUCUGCUCUGGCAUCUUGCAGCAGCUCAACUAUGGUUUAACACAAUGUCAGGCAUUGGUUCUGGCACCAACUAGAGAACUUGCACAACAGAUUGAGAAGGUUAUGCGAGCACUUGGCGACUACCUUGGUGUGAAGGUUCAUGCCUGUGUAGGUGGAACCAGCGUUCGCGAGGAUCAACGUAUUCUUUCUGCUGGUGUUCAUGUUGUUGUUGGCACACCUGGUCGUGUGUUUGACAUGUUGCGUAGACAGUCACUUCGCUCUGAUUACAUCAAAAUGUUUGUACUUGAUGAGGCAGAUGAAAUGCUAUCUCGAGGUUUUAAGGAUCAGAUAUAUGAUAUCUUCCAGUUGCUGCCAUCUAAAGUUCAAGUUGGUGUAUUCUCAGCCACAAUGCCACCUGAAGCCCUUGAAAUCACUAGGAAGUUUAUGAACAAACCCGUGAGAAUAUUGGUGAAGCGGGAUGAGCUAACUCUUGAGGGUAUUAAACAGUUUUAUGUUAACGUUGACAAGGAAGACUGGAAGCUCGAAACCCUCUGUGAUCUAUAUGAGACUUUAGCCAUCAAUCAGAGUGUCAUUUUUGUGAACACCAGACGCAAGGUCGACUGGCUCACUGACAAGAUGCGAAGCCGUGACCACACCGUCUCGGCUACUCAUGGAGACAUGGAUCAGAAUACUCGAGACAUUAUUAUGCGUGAAUUUCGUUCUGGGUCAUCUCGGGUUCUUAUUACCACCGAUCUCUUGGCUCGUGGUAUUGAUGUCCAACAAGUUUCUCUUGUGAUAAAUUAUGAUCUUCCAACUCAACCUGAAAAUUAUCUACAUCGUAUCGGAAGAAGUGGAAGGUUCGGAAGAAAAGGAGUUGCGAUAAACUUCACGACAAAGGAUGAUGAGAAAAUGCUCAACGAUAUACAGAGGUUUUACAAUGUGAUGAUCGAAGAACUUCCAUCAAACGUUGCUGAUCUUCUUUGAGGUGAUUUUUUGGGCUUUAUUCAGGUAAAAGGGAUCCUUUUGAAGCUUCUUAGCACUAGUUUAACCAAAAAAAUAAUUCCCUUCAAUUCCUUGUUUGUUGUCAUAGUUUAUUUGCGAACCAUAUUUGGGCCAUCUGAUGAUGCAUUCUGGUGAUUGCAAUUUUGUCGCAUGUAGGGUUCUUGUAACAUUCUUUGUCCCUCCAAAUUUUGUCUAAUUCCGACUGAGAUCUGUUAAAGCCAGGGUCUUAACUAUUUCUUAAUGAUGAUUUGAAUUUGAUUAGGACCAGUGAGGAACACGUGGCACAAGUUUGUAUAA